GUAACGGCCGCCAUCUUGUUUGUUUGAGUGAAUCGGAAAAGGAGGCGGCGGCCGUGGCGGUGGCGGGAGCAGCUCCGAGGCUACACCGCACAAGGGCUCCCCCUCUCCCCGCCCCCUCCCCUGACCCUUCCCCCCCUCCCCGGGCCACCCACCCCUCCCGGCUCCCCGCCGAGAUCCAGGUAAGCGAUCGGGCCGACCCCUCCUCGGGCUCUGGCUCCCUCCCCGGUGCUCUGCCCCGCCGGGUUGCUCCCGGGGCGCGGGCUCCGCGGCCCGCAGUUGCGGUGCGAGGCGGCCGGCGUUGCGGCCCCCGAGUGCUGCCAGCUCCCGGGCAGCGCCCGGCGACCCCGCGCUCUCCGGGCCCCCUACGUCCCGGGGCCGCCCUCGCCUGGGGGGGUUCCUCGCUGCCCCGGGGCCGUGCACCGCGCCUGCUGACUUCCUAAUGGUUCCGCCGCAGUCCAGGGCCCACAAAAGCGACCCUCGGCCGCGCGGAGGUUUCUUCUUAUUUCAUAGCAAAUAAGAAAAAUGUUCUACGCACAUUUUGUCCUCAGUAAACGAGGGCCUCUGGCCAAAAUCUGGCUGGCGGCCCAUUGGGACAAGAAGCUAACCAAAGCCCAUGUAUUUGAGUGCAACUUAGAGAGCAGUGUGGAGAGCAUCAUCUCACCAAAGGUGAAGAUGGCGCUGCGGACGUCAGGACACCUUCUCCUGGGAGUAGUCCGCAUCUAUCACAGGAAAGCCAAAUACCUCCUCGCAGACUGUAAUGAAGCAUUUAUUAAAAUAAAGAUGGCGUUUCGGCCAGGUGUUGUCGAUCUACCUGAGGAAAAUCGGGAAGCAGCUUAUAAUGCCAUUACUUUACCUGAGGAAUUCCACGAUUUUGAUCAGCCACUGCCAGAUUUAGAUGAUAUUGACGUCGCCCAGCAGUUCAGCCUGAACCAAAGCAGAGUAGAAGAGAUAACCAUGAGAGAAGAAGUCGGAAACAUCAGUAUCCUACAGGAAAAUGACUUUGGUGACUUCGGAAUGGAUGACCGUGAAAUAAUGAGAGAAGGCAGUGCUUUCGAGGAUGACGACAUGUUAGUGAGCACCAGCGCUUCCAACCUUCUCCUCGAGCCAGAGCAGAGCACCAGCAACCUGAAUGAAAAGAUGAAUCACUUAGAGUACGAAGACCAGUACAAAGAUGACAAUUUUGGAGAAGGAAAUGAUGGCGGUAUAUUAGAUGACAAACUUAUAAGUAAUAAUGAUGGUGGCAUCUUUGACGAUCCCCCUGCCUUGUCUGAGGCAGGGGUCAUGUUGCCAGAGCAACCUGCACAUGAUGACAUGGAUGAAGAUGACAAUGGCUCACUGGGUGGGCCGGAUAGUCCCGACUCUGUGGAUCCUGUCGAACCGAUGCCAACUAUGACUGAUCAGACAACUCUCGUCCCAAACGAGGAAGAAGCUUUUGCGUUGGAGCCCAUUGAUAUAACUGUCAAAGAGACAAAAGCCAAGAGGAAGAGGAAGCUGAUUGUUGACAGUGUCAAAGAAUUGGAUAGUAAGACCAUUAGAGCCCAGCUUAGCGAUUAUUCUGAUAUUGUUACGACUCUGGACCUGGCUCCGCCAACCAAGAAGCUUAUGAUGUGGAAAGAGACAGGAGGAGUGGAAAAGCUCUUCUUUUUACCAGCACAGCCCCUGUGGAAUAACCGGCUACUGAAGCUCUUCACACGCUGCCUUACCCCACUUGUACCAGAAGACCUUAGGAAGAGAAGGAAAGGGGGAGAGGCAGAUAAUCUGGAUGAGUUCCUCAAAGAGUUUGAGAAUCCAGAGGUUCCCAGAGAGGAGCAGCAGCCACAGCAGCAGCAGCCACAGCCGCAGCGAGAUGUCAUCGAUGAGCCCAUUAUAGAAGAGCCAAGCCGCCUCCAGGACUCAGUGAUGGAGGCCAGCAGAACAACCAUAGAAGAAUCAGCCAUGCCCCCACCACCCCCUCAAGGAGUUAAGCGGAAAGCCGGGCAAAUAGACCCAGAGCCUUCGAUACCUCCUCAGCAGGUAGAGCAAAUGGAAAUACCACCAGUAGAACUUCCCCCAGAGGAGCCUCCAAAUAUCUGUCAGCUGAUCCCGGAGUUAGAGCUCCUACCGGAGAAGGAGAAGGAAAAAGAGAAGGAGAAGGAAGAGGAGGAGGAGGAGGAGGAUGAAGAUGCUUCAGGGGGUGAUCAGGAUCAAGAGGAAAGGAGAUGGAACAAACGCACUCAGCAGAUGCUUCAUGGUCUUCAGCGAGCUCUUGCUAAAACUGGAGCAGAGUCUAUCAGUUUGCUUGAGCUGUGUCGAAACACAAACCGAAAGCAGGCAGCAGCAAAGUUCUACAGCUUUUUGGUUCUUAAGAAGCAGCAAGCCAUCGAGCUCACACAGGAAGAGCCGUACAGUGACAUCAUUGCAACCCCUGGACCACGGUUCCAUAUUAUCUGAGGAGCUAGAUGUGUUCGAGCUAGUGAUAACUCACUAGUACAUACAAAUUGCCCCCGUGUGCAGGGCACCAAAACCCUUUAAGAAAGUUUUUAGAUUUCUGUUUGUACAAAAAUCUUUGCCUUUUCUUUCUUCUUUUUCCCCCCAGUGUUUCUAAUUUUGUCAACCAUAUUUUUAAGGGAAACUGCUUAUUUGGGUUGGGUUUGUAUUCCUGGAGAAAACAGUAGCCCAAGAACCCAGAAGACUUUUAACAGUUCAGAACAGAUGUGUGCAAUAUUGGUGCAUGUAAGAAUAUGGAGUAACAGUCAAAAGGCACCAUUUUUAAUGUUAGUUUUCCAUUACUAUGUUGAAAGGAAAACCUGCCUAGGAAAAUGCCUGACACUUUAAGAACUGUGGUUUGAGUCCCUUGACAGGAAGAGAAAAAUGUCUUCCCAUCAGUGAAACCAACGGUCUGGUUAACCACUGUAGUAGGGAUAGUGUGUGAAGCAUCGUGCUUGUCUUCUUGAUCAUGUUUAAAGUAAAUCCACACUGAGCAAGAAUUUGUGAGGUUGUGCUGACUGAUCUUCUUCGGCUAUUAUGUUCUGAAAUCAUUCCGUGAGUCUUAGGACCUCUGAUGCUAUGCACCGCAGCUCAGAACGAUCAGACGUCUACAGUGGCGUGACUCCUCAGGGGCUGCAGAUCACUCUCAGAGGUGUUUGGAUGUUUGCUUGAAUAAUGAGAUCAUGGAAGCAGACAUUCCCCUGCCUGCUGAAGGGCAGACCAAUGAGAGACUACCCCAGAUUGACUUCCUUUAAGCAAACAGUGCUGUAAAAACUAAUGGCUUCUCUGAUAUUUAUUAUAAAUGUUAGUACUCAUCUUUUUCCAAGGCUGCACACUCCUGUAUUUGCAACUUAUUUUUAAUAACUUUGCAACUAUAAUCCUGUAUCAGUUUCCUAUAAUUUAAGUGGAGAAAAACAUCCUAAUAAAGGCUUUAUUAUUAACAGACCAGAUAGCACCAGAAAUUAUGUGACUAUAUAAAUAUCAAAACAUGUUCACUUUGUAGGACAAAAUUAUGUUGAAAAGUUCUAGCUUAAGUGUUGGCACUUUUAUGGGGGGGAAAUCAGUUUUAAAACUAAGACUUCCAUGUAUACCCAGUAAUUUAAAAUUAUGUGAAAUAUUUUAAAUUUGUGAACUCGUAAUUACUACUUUAAUGAUUCAGUUUCUCGAGAAUGGUAAUUGUAUAAAAUUGCUCUUGCAGUUUUCUUUUCAAUACGACGUGCCUGUAACCAUGGAUGUCCCCUUUGUAAAAAGACACUGUAGAUAAUUGAAUGUUUGAUUAUAGAAAGGUCGUUAGUUUCUUGUUAAACAUUUUGUUAGUCCAGUUUUUGUCGCUUAUUGGGUUUAAUAUUGUUCUUGAAAAUAGUCGAUGCUAUGUUAUGUAUAACUUUUCUAAUAAAAGUUGUGUUUCAAGCUGUA
Mus musculus (house mouse) is the source of this 3882-nucleotide messenger RNA. RefSeq names its product RAD21 cohesin complex component (gene Rad21). Gene Ontology annotation, biological process: negative regulation of gene expression; positive regulation of gene expression; protein localization to chromatin. NCBI's taxonomy places the organism in Eukaryota, Metazoa, Chordata, Mammalia, Rodentia, Muridae. The transcript has 14 exons. The record is from RefSeq and is marked validated. Gene Ontology annotation, cellular component: chromosome, centromeric region; condensed nuclear chromosome; cohesin complex. Bases 523 to 2430 code for a protein of 635 amino acids. Gene Ontology annotation, molecular function: DNA-binding transcription factor binding; lncRNA binding.